AUGGCACACGACGAGACCGCGGGUGCGCGUCAGCCAGGCGUGUCUACGAGCGAGCACAGUCUCACAAGCCGGACAGACGCGCCUGCCUUCCUGUCGAAUGCCAACGCCACGGCCAUCGCCAUCGCCCUCCCCAUUGCGACUCUUUUCGGUCUCGUCCUCAUAGCGGGCCUGAUCUGGUUCAUUCUGCGCCGCCGAGCCAGACGCCGGGCUCUGGCGAAGGCAAAGGAGGAGCAGGCCAAGGGCUUUGAGCUGCGGGACGUCGCGCAGGUCAGGGUCCGGGCCGGCGGUACGGGGCGGGCGGUUUGGGACGGGGAGGAAGCCGGCGGCAAGGCCGGGGGGAGCGCAGUGUAG
Verticillium nonalfalfae is the source of this 351-nucleotide messenger RNA. RefSeq lists its product as uncharacterized. The transcript has a single exon. The record is from RefSeq and is a predicted model, not a curated record. NCBI's taxonomy places the organism in Eukaryota, Fungi, Ascomycota, Sordariomycetes, Glomerellales, Plectosphaerellaceae. Bases 1 to 351 code for a protein of 116 amino acids.